GUUAGACUCUAACUUUUCGCCUCGAAAUCCCUAUCUUCCUCGGACCUACAUAAGACAAUCUCUUCAACAUCGAACAACGAACAACGAGCUCACGUCAUCAAACCACGAGAACACAAGCUCCAGCAUCCUCUGCUACUGCACUACGAGAGAAAGCAAAGCAAAGUCGCGCACAGGCGCGCGUACACACAUCUCCCAAUGGGUCUCUCCUACAACGUCUACCUAAACAGCCACAAGAUCUACGGCUGCAAGAACUGCAAAGCCCACCUCAGCAACCACGAAGAUAUCAUCAGCCGAAAUUUCCGCGGCCAACACGGCAAAGCCUACCUCUUCAACAACGUUGUCAACGUCACGGCAGGCGAGGCCUCGGAGCGCAACAUGACGACGGGCCGGCACAUCGUGCGGGACAUCUCGUGUCGGCAGUGCAACGAGACGGUGGGGUGGAAGUACGAUAAGGCGUUUGAGAGUAGCGAGAAAUAUAAGGAGGGGAAGUUCAUUUUGGAGGCUGAGUUGCUUUGUAAUGUUACUUAGCUCUGGGGAGAGAACGAUGCGUGGGGACGGGAGCUUUUCAUCAGCGUGGUGCUUGGGUUUGCAUUUAUGGAGUUGGGAGAGUUUGGGGAUGGUGUUCUCUUUCUCUCUUGGGGUUGAGAUGCGGUGGGUGUUAUUCGGAGAAUGGGAUGGAUUGCAUGGGGACUUUGAUUUAUGGAUUGGAUUCGAUGGUGGGG
Messenger RNA from Mollisia scopiformis, 722 nucleotides. Its product is annotated as putative proteim yippee-like 3. Gene Ontology annotation, cellular component: ubiquitin ligase complex. Lineage: Eukaryota; Fungi; Ascomycota; Leotiomycetes; Helotiales; Mollisiaceae. The record is from RefSeq and is a predicted model, not a curated record. Bases 196 to 528 code for a protein of 110 amino acids. The transcript is spliced from 2 exons.